This is a messenger RNA of Patiria miniata (bat star), 978 nucleotides long. RefSeq names its product octopamine receptor 1-like. NCBI's taxonomy places the organism in Eukaryota, Metazoa, Echinodermata, Asteroidea, Valvatida, Asterinidae. The transcript is spliced from 2 exons. Gene Ontology annotation, biological process: G protein-coupled receptor signaling pathway. The coding region runs from base 1 to 978 and encodes 325 amino acids. Gene Ontology annotation, cellular component: membrane. The record is from RefSeq and is a predicted model, not a curated record. Gene Ontology annotation, molecular function: G protein-coupled receptor activity.
AUGCGUCAAGGAGGUCAUCUCCGGCAUUAUUUCCUUCGUUUGUGUGUUCGGUUCCUUGGAAACACGGCAGUCAUACUAGCGGUUCUGUCGGUCAAGAAACUGCAAACAUCCACCAACGUCUUCGUCCUGAAUCUUGCCGUAUCUGAUGUCCUGACGUGUGCCUUGCUUCCCUGGCAAGUUGUUGCCCUCUUGAAUGACGAGCUCGUCUUCCCGAUCUGGCUGUGUCGGACAGUUGCCUUCGGUAAGCUAACGUGCUUAGGCUGCAACGUCAAUACCCUGGCUUGUAUCGCGGUUAACCGCCUGAUUGGUAUCACGACCCCAGCGCACAGCAGGUACCGCAAGCUGUUUACGCCACUGAAUCUGUCUCUGACGGUCGCCUUGACGUGGUGCGUGCCUACUGCAGUGGCCACUCUCCCGUUCUUGUCCGACUACGCAGAGUACGGUUACAACCCAAUGUAUAACACCUGCGUCUGGCGCUCUAACAGAUCGUAUGGCCUGUUUUAUACGAUGCUGAUGGCCAUUUUGUUUUUCCCUUUUCAAUUUACUGUCCUUGUGACAAGCUACUUCAGAAUGUUCGUGUACGUGAGAAGGAUAACUCGAUCAACUUUGCGCAGCUCUGAAAACACCAACAACGAAAACCAGGACCUGCAAAGGCGACUUUGGAAGCGUCAGGUGGCGGUGACUAAAAACCUAUUCCUAGUGGUGUGCGCGUUUCUUCUUUGUAUCUUGCCCUACUUCGUCAUUUCUGGGAUACCUGGUUUCGCAAAAGAGUACCUUGGGAUCGCUGGAACAAUCCUGAUGGCAAACGCCUGCGUCAAUCCGACCAUCUACGCUGUAAAGCAUCCGGAUUUUAGGAUGGUGUUUGGGCAAGUCCUCUGUUGCAGGUGUAAGAAACCCCAGACCCAGGGACGUGCAAACCAGAAUGACAAAGAUCGUGGCGAGAAGGAUGGCAUCCACUUAGGCUCUAAUACAAUGUAA